AUGUCAAUAUUUACGGCAUCGCGUCAGGGACAAACACCUAAGGGAACAAUGUUUCGUCAGGAAUUCGAAACGGGAUCACGGCAACAUGAUCUGCAGAGAACCACACCGACUCCUGCAAAAGCCGGCUCUCGAGAGCUGACAUCCGGAGCAUGCAUUCCCCCGGAAGAAGGGUCUGACGCUAUUUUUGAGAAGUCAUCUCGACACGAAUGGCCCUCAAAUCGUACCCUGCAACAUCAAUAUGAUGAGCUUGCCACACCCAGUUCCACAAUUGCCGAGUUUGGAGAUAAAGCUGCCAGAUUCAUCGUUCCCUCAGCCACUGUUCUAGUCGAUCAUGUUCACCGAUCCUGGAACGAUUCGCGGGAUGGAUCCCGUUCUGCCAGUAUCAGCAAAUCGCGCUCCAGGAGCUCUUCAAACCGUCAUCCCCAUGAGCGAAGACGUGGGCGCGGUGAGAGACGGGAAGGUAGCCGAGAUAGAAGCAUUGCAUCUGUUUUGUCCCUCGCUGAAGAAGAACAAUCGCAAACCAGCACGCAGAAGCAGCAUCGUCAUGCUAGGAGUCAGGUGCCAAAGAGUACGUCGGUGGAAGCAAUGCGCACCGACGAGAAAGUCGACCGGUUUCUCAAAUCUAUGCGGCCGCACCAGUCCCCAAGCCCUCCUCAGGCUUCUCAACUUGGAAAACCUCCAGGAUUCGAAAAGCCGAGCGGGAUCGACAGCCUCAGUGAUCUAACAGCUGAGAACAAGAGUCUUUAUCAGCGCGUUGCAGCACUUCAGCUCACCGAAAGGGAGCUGUUGGCGGAAAACCAAAACCUGAUACGACAGGUGGCCACUUUGAAUCAUCAGCUUGCUGCGGCAGUGGAAGAGCUAGAGGCAUCAAAGCAACAACAGGGUAUUCACAAUCAACACUGGCACAGAUUGUUCGCAGAGAAGGAGGAUCAGUAUCAAAGUCGGAUCCAUGAAUUAGGCACUCAACUUGUCGAGCUUUCGAGCACCCACCCAAACCCCAAAAAGUCCAGACCGUUGGCUUCAAAUGAUGAGAUAGCAACUUGGUUCACUGAUCAAGACGCUGCAUGGAGAGCGUGGGCUAGGGUAUAUGGGCACCGGGAUCCCAGUAGAUUGGUGGACGGGCUACAUCCAGCACAGUUACAAGAGAUAUGUGCCGAGGUUAGGGGUUUUGUGCAGCUUACGAAUCUGGAAAGGCUGCCGGUUGCCAUCUUGCAUGGAGGAAAAGAAGCUGCCCAUACGCUUUUGCAGGCCAUGUUGGCCAAUUUCUUUUGCGACGAAGUUUUGGAAAGCCCUUAUUGGGUAUUCACGGCAACCUCUUUGGGUACCUUGGAGAGCCCUAGUGCCAGCUUACCUCCACAUGCUCUGGGCUCUGUGAGCGAAGGGUUGAAAGUGAACAUGGAUGCAUUUGGCAGCGGAGGCAACAACGUUGCCGGUGUUCGGGAAAGUGUUAGGGGCUCUGGCUAUGGCUCCGGCUACCAGGUGCCCAAGAGCCCAAAGUAUCCACCGCCGUUGAUUAUGUCCAUGACACAUUCCUUGGGGGCAGGAUGUGCAUCCAUGCUAGGGUUGCCCCUGAAGGGUGACAUGGAGAGGCUGCAAUUCAUGCUGGAAGAUUCCCAAGAUCCUUCGCCCUACUCUCAACAAGCGCAUUGGCGAGCUCACAUGAUGCGGUUAUUUGCGACAGGGGGCAUGGCUUUGAGCCCUUCUUCCUCAUCUUCGACAUGCUCAGCAUCCUCCUCCCGACAAGCGCUCAUUGAUUCACGGCUGAAUUACGCUCGAAAGCUCCGUGACAGAUUUUUGGGAGGUGCAGCUCGCUUUUUGCUCCAUGACCAGGAUGCUUUGGGAAUUGAACGGCUUGAAAGGGUAUUGACUGAAAUGAUUGACGAUGCAUUACGAUUCUCAUGCAAACUCUGGAGUCGGCCUGGAGGAAUUCGUUUGAAGAGGUGGAAAGAUCUACCCGAGUUCAAAAACGGGUAUAAAAACGGCAUGAAAUCCGUCAAGAUCUGCCAGGCUCAGGAUAAGAGCUAUACUGUGCUGAGGCAAACAAUGGCCGACCCCGGGAAAGACGAGGAGAAGGAGGACGAGAACGAAGGGAGACCAGUCAUCAUGGUUGUCCAGCCAGCUGUAGAGGCCGUUAUUGACACCGGUCAUAGCGAAGCACCAUCUCUGGUCUGGCUCAAGGCAAGGGUGAUGGUUGCUGCACCAGUUGAGGAGCCCGUCCCUGGCAGCGGUGCUAGUGACGCAGGGUUUGCACCCUCGCCGGUAACUGCGAGAGGCGAAGCAUUCUUUCCACCAAGCAGAUCUGCCGGAGAAGCCGACAGACCCUCACAUGCGUUCAAGAGUAGCAAGUCAAGCGAGAUAUUGUCUGCUGUUUCAUAUGUUGGACAUCCGGUCGGGGAGAAGAAAGUGUAA
Molecule: messenger RNA, 2409 nt
Organism: Podospora anserina S mat+
Lineage: Eukaryota; Fungi; Ascomycota; Sordariomycetes; Sordariales; Podosporaceae
Exons: 2
Coding region: 1-2409 (802 amino acids)
Source: RefSeq, a predicted model, not a curated record